Molecule: messenger RNA, 752 nt
Organism: Amyelois transitella
Lineage: Eukaryota; Metazoa; Arthropoda; Insecta; Lepidoptera; Pyralidae
Exons: 1
Source: RefSeq, a predicted model, not a curated record
AACCUACCGUCUAAAGAGCAGUUGACUACAGAACACUUGACUAAAGAACAGUUGACUAAAGAACAGUUGACUAAAGAACAGUUGACUAUAGAACAGUUGACUAAAGAACAGUUGACUAAAGAACAGUUGACUAAAGAACAGUUGACUAAAGAACAGUUGACUAAAGAACAGUUGACUAAAGAACAGUUGACUAAAGAACAGUUGACUAAUGAACAGUUGACUAAAGAACAGUUGACUAAAGAACAGUUGACUAAAGAACAGUUGACUAAAGAACACUUGACUAAAGAACACUUGACUAAAGAACACUUGACUAAAGAACACUUGACUAAAGAACACUUGACUAAAGAACAGGUACAGAGGGGUUAGUGCGAGUUUUACUCUGUCAAACGCGUCGAUCAAGUAAACGCGAGUUUGUAUGGUACCAAUAGAUGGCGCUGAACAAAUUACAUACAAAUUCGCGUUAACUUGCUCGGCGCGUUUGAACGAACAAAACUGGAACUAACUCCUCAGGUGACUGAAGAAAAUUUAUGGAAAUUCCCACGAGAGUGAGGCCGCAGGCAAAAACUAGUUUAUAUACUCGUAAACAAGAGUCAUUUUUGAAUACGGUUAAAGUUAAAAAGUCUAAAGCUAUUUAUGAAAGUGUGAUUGGUUUUGUAAAUGAGAAAUUGUUAAUCAAUAUGUUUUACAUGUAAAUAUUGUUAACGCAUGUAAUUGUACAGAAAAUGUUAAAUAAGUAUAUUAUUUUAUUAAAA